Messenger RNA from Closterium sp. Yama58-4, 5223 nucleotides. Lineage: Eukaryota; Viridiplantae; Streptophyta; Zygnematophyceae; Desmidiales; Closteriaceae. The record is from the annotation of a GenBank genome assembly.
AUGGAUAGGCGACAAUUCGGAGGGUCGGUGCAUCGCACGGGAUCCGACACCACUGCGAACCGCUCUGCAUCGAGCUCCGACGCGCCGGUUCAUCGCACGGGAUCGGCUGUCGUUAAGAAGAAGAAGCUCGUUCAGACUCGUCCAGUCGCAUCAGGCUCAAGAUCCCCCCAACCUGGCUCUCCCCGAGCCUCCUCUCCGAAGCAUGGCCCCGCUUCACCCAAGCCUCUCAUCCUCCACUCGUCCAAAGCCGCACCUCCCUCAGUCCCCACCCACAUGAUCCCCUUGGACACAGACGAGCUAUCCCCCUACCCGUCUUCUGGCUUCCAGAGCCAUCAGCAGCAGCAGCAGCAGCAGCAGCAUAAGGCAGGUACCUCCUCCUCUGCUUGGUUCACCAAGGAAGACGCUGAUGACAUUCUUGGCGCUGCGGGGUUGUCAAGCGGGAAGUUUCCCUCGGGAAUUGCUGGAAUCGCGGCUGUAGCGGCUCAACUCGCCCGCGCUGCUACAGCCGCGUCCCCCCCGCGCCGGCCACCUGGUGGGAGGGAAAGCGGGCCGGAAAGGGAGAGAUAUGACCCUGAAAAGCAGUACCUGACUCAGCCUAGUGGUGUUCUGUCUGGGUUUAUUGAAAGGAAGUUCAAAACCCCGCCCAAGCAGCAGCAGCAGCAGCAAUACCAGCAGCAGGCACAUGGAGGUGGUUUGGGGUUCGGAGGAACAGGAGCAAGUCCGGAAUUUGGUGUUCCGAAGCGAUCAGGUUCAGGAACUGGCCGAGCCAUCCUAGGCUUGGGAGUGUCUCCUGACCGCCCCUCCAGCUCCACCGGCCGAUCCUCCAGCUCUGGUGGCCGAACCGCUGGUGCAGGUCUGGGUGCUAGUAGGGGGAGCGGUUAUAAAGGGGGCGGUGGCUGGGGGGGGAGUGAUAAAGGGGAGGAGGACGAAGGGUGGGGGGCAGAGGUUGAGACAGAUGAGUGGGAUAAGAGUAGCACGGGUGGGUGGGAGGGACUAGGGCUAGAAACUGCAGUGUCAGUGAAGCCCUCAAAAGGUGUUACUACCAGUAGCACUGGUGUUGCUAUUAAUAGUGGUGUUUCCAGCAGCAGUGGUGUUGCCAGUGGUGGUGCUGCUGGGGGUGCUGCUGGUGGUGCUGCUGCUGCUUCUGCUGCUGCUGCUGCUGGUGCUGAUGUUGAUAGUGACGAUAGUAGCAGCAGCGGAGGUUGGGAUAAUUCUGAUUGGGAAUCUCUAUCCCCUGUAGCUGCCACUGCUGCUGGUGGGCAUGCCGUGUCUUCUUCUGCCGCUGGAACCUUUGCUCCAGUCACACCAGACACAUCCUUACUCAACGGCUUAGCAACUAAGGGAGAGGAGGGCGCUGCUGUGCUGAGAGCAGAUACUGCUGGUGCUGGGGCAAGCGUGGGGCAACAGCAUACUCCUGGGCUGCUGGGUGCAGGGGAAGGAGGAACAGGGCAGCUGCUAGAUCAGAGGAGAGAACAGGAAACGCAGGGAGAAGGUUUGAGAGAGAGGGAUGUGGGGAGGAGAGGAGAAAGUGGGAUGGAGAGGGAGGGAGUCGGGGAGGCUGCAACUGAGGAAGGUGGUACUGAGGACGGGGAUAUAAGGGUUAGUGGGCGGGUAGGGCCUCGUGGACGGGGGAGGGUUGCGGGCAGGGUGGGGCAGGAUGGGAUGGGGAGAGGAGGCACUGGACGGGUGGGUGUGAGAGAGGGCGGGAUUGGAGUCGCUAGCGGCGAUGCUGUUGGUUCUGCUCGUGCUGGCACCGCUGGUGCUUAUGCUGCUGGUGGUGGUGCUGCUGGUGGUGGUGUUGGUAUGAGAGGCACUGGAGCUUCUACUGGCGUGGAGGGUCCUGAUGACACUGUGCCAGAGGAUUCGUUAAGAGGUGACCCGGUAUUGGAAGCAGCAGCUAGGCUUGUGGGAAAGCGAUCCAGAGCAGAGGACGAGGAGCUGGAUGGAGAAGGGGCAGCGGAAGUGGAGGUGGAAGCAGAGGGGCAGGAUGAGGGGGAGAUAGCAGAGGGAGAAGGGGAGGCGCUAAGGGAGGAGAGAAGGGGAGGAGACAUGGGGAGAGGAGACGAAACGGGAGGAGAAGAGAGGGGAGGAGGCGAGAGGGGGGGAGAGGAGAGGGGAGAGGAAGAUAUUGGAAGGGAGGAGAGGGGAGGAGGUGAGGGUGAGGAUCUGCAGCAGCAGCAGCUGCUGAGAGAGCGAGAGAUUGUGAAUCAGGGAGUUGUCGUUCCUGAAACAACCCCACAGAGCUUACCGUACAGUGGGACUGGCAGCAGGGCUGGUGGGAUGAUUGGGGGAGUUUCUAGUGAUAGUGAGAGAGAAGGGGUUUGGGACGGGCAGGCAGAGGGUACGUUAAGGCAGAAUCAGGAGCCGCUGGGGCAGGCACAGGGUGUGCUUGGGCAAACACAGGGUGCAGCAGGGGAAGCAGAGGGCGAGAGGAGUGUGGGCAUAGGGGAUGGGGAGGAGGAAGAGGCUGGGGAAGGUGGCAGUGGCACUAUUGCUGCUGCUGCGGACGGGAGCAUUGAUGCUGCUGCUGCCGACGGGGGCAUUAAUACUCGGGUUUCUGGUUCUGAUGAUGGCUCUGGUUCCGGUGCUGGUGCUGGUACGGGAAUUACUGCUGCUGGUGGUGUUGCUGUUGCUGGUGCUGCUGCUGGUGGUGCUGGUGCUGGUGCUGGUGCUGCUGCUGCUGCUGGUGGUGAUCUUAGUCGUGAGAUGGGAGGAGGGGACGUGCAGGGACUGGAAGCUGUGCAAGAUGAUGCAGAGGGGGAAGAUGAGCGGAGGGAGGGAGGCGGAGAAGGGAAGGACGAUGGGGGGGAGAAGGAGGAGGGUGAGGAAAAGGAGGAUCAGGAGGAGAAGGAGGGGGAUGGGGAGAGAGAGCGAGAUAGAGCAGGGGAUGUUGAAGGAGAGGGAGAGGAGGGUGGAAGCACGGAGGGGGAUGGGGAGGGGGAUGGAGAUGGGGAAGGAGACGGGGAUGGGGAAGCAGGUGUGGGGAUGGGAGGGGAGGGUGAUUUGGAUGGGGGAAUGGAGGGAGAGAUGAGGGCGGCUAAGAGAGUGCAGAAGCUGCUGAGGGAUGUGCCUCUCUCUGAUGACGUGGCAGUGGAUAAAUCAUCAUCAUCUCUGCCUGCAUCCACCUCAGGUCUGCCCACAUCCACGUCAGCAUCAUCCACUUCACUCCAAGCACGGUCACAGCAACAGAAUCUGCUGACCAAGCCAGCCUCCUCGCUCCAUGCUGCCACUCCUGUUAUUUUCACUCCCGCCAUUGCAACUCCUGCUAUUGGAACUCCUGCUACCGUUACAACUACCUCUGCUCUGGUUACUACCAGCAAAGCCAUCCUUUCUCCCAGCCCUUUGGUUACCACAAGUAGCACAACAGGGGCCACAGCAGGAACCAUGGCAGGAGGAGGUAGAAUGGGAGAGUUAGCAGGAGCACUAGCAGGUGCAGGUGCUGUGGAAAUAGCAGGCAAAGGUAUCACAGGUGGAGGUACAUCAGGUGGGUUAGCAGGGACAGCAGCAGGUGUAGGUGUUGGGGGAAAAGCAGCCACAGGAGGCACCACAGGAGGAGGCACAGGCGUAACAGCAAGGACAGCAGCAGGUGGAGGUGUUGUGGGAACAGCAGGCACAGGAGUCACAGGAGGCACCACAGGCGGCACCACAGGUAGCACCACAGGAGGAGGCACAGGAUCAGUAGCAGGGACAGCAGCAGGUGGAGGUGUUGUGGGAACAGCAGGCACAGGAGGAGGCACAGGCCCCUGCAUCCGCGCGCCGCUCCCGGAGGUGGCGGAGAAUCUCGCGGGAAACGAGACUGCCCGCGAAAAGCGGCGGCGGCAGCGGCUGCUGCAGGAGGAAAACCCUCUCGUACCGGUGACGUGUCGCCGAUUGGAUAAAUUCCGCCGGAUUUUACGGAUCACUUUAAAGGAGGCGCCUCUAGACGGGAUAGGGCAGCGCGACAAGGGGUGGCGCAAGGCCCGAGACAGCAUAGAGUGGCGAAAAGGCACAACGUACCUGCAGCCUCUGGACGCGGAUUGCCUCAACAUCGCAUCAUUCUUUGGCAAGGUGGGUCAGCUCCUUCUGAUCAACAAUGCCUCCAAGCCCUCCUUACCCCACGCUGUGGAUCGCUUCAUGUUCCCACGCGCCCCCCAGCUGCUGCAAGCGUUGCAAGCAGCGGGCAGGGACAGCUGGCACGUGGUGGUGCUGAGGCAGCUGCUGGGGUUAGCAGUGACGCCAAUACUGGGAGAAACGGCCCUCAAAAAGGCCAGCAUGGCCGCUAGGAGGUUUCUUGGCACUGAACCUCUAGCCGGAGGCCUGGUUGAAUUCGAGCCAGCAUUCGAAGCAGCCUCGGAAACCCGGCCUCUGUGCUUCGGAAAGGUGGUCAUCCCGGGGAAACUUAAAGCCAUAACUUACCCCGGUGGUCCUUCAGAAGCCGAGAUGUUUAAAGCCCACCUCGGGUCGUCCCUCGGCCUGCCCAAUCCGCCACUGCCACUUGGCGACAGCCCCAGUGUCCGCGCCAAGCCACGCGUGCAGCUACUGUUCAUUCGGAGGAACAGGACGAACGUGGGCGGGCGGCGAAUUCUGGACGAUGGGAGUGAUGGGGCGUUGUACGAUCUCUUUUAUGACAUGGGUUUUAAGAUCCGCAGGGCGGAUUUCACGCGCCUGUCCUUCCGCCAGCAGUACGAAGCCGUUCUUAACGCAGAGGUCAUCGUGGGGGUGCAUGGCGCCGGCCUCACAAGCGCCGCCGCUUUCGCCCGAAACCGGUCCGUCGUUUUGGAAAUAAUGCCGCACAACACGUUCAACCCGCGGUAUUAUUUCAUGGCGGUCCAGGCUGGCGUGAGUUAUUUUCUGCAUCAGCUGCGGCCAGGUGCCAAGCAGCCAUUGGACGAGGAGUUUGAGACGCUGACGGUGCGGAAGUGCUCCAGUGUUCCCGAUUGUCGCAAGUAUUUCUAUGAGGAUCGGCUGGUGAAUGUGACUAAAGAGGAUUUAGAAGAUUUGAAGGUGCUUUUGGGGGAGGCCCGGACGUUUGUGCGUCAGGCUCGGUGGAAUUUGAAUUGGGCGGGAAAGCGACUGAGGUCACGAUACGAGACACUCUGCUCUGCGGGGAAGUCGAGGGAUAUUGGAUGCCGCAUGGAUUUGAUUCGCUCGCCGGUGGCCGAUGUGAAGACGGAAUGUGUGAUGAAGAUGGACUGCUUGACAGUCAAGCCUAUGUUGGCGGAUGACCUGGACGACAUCAUGUAG